Molecule: messenger RNA, 666 nt
Organism: Miscanthus lutarioriparius
Lineage: Eukaryota; Viridiplantae; Streptophyta; Magnoliopsida; Poales; Poaceae
Source: the annotation of a GenBank genome assembly
AUGAUCUCAAUAAAGAAGUCCCUCAGCUUGCAUGUCCAAGCAGAUCGCCUAUGGCUCCUCGGGGCGCUCCUGCUGCUCCUCGCCGUCGCGCUCAUCGGCGCGGUGCCGUGCGAGAGCGCAGCUCCCGCGCUCCGCCUCCGCGGCUCCGUCGCCUGCCUCGACUGCGCCGCGGGACACGACCUCUCCGGUGUGGUCGUGGCGGUGAAAUGCGCCGGCGACGACGGCGGCGGCGGAGGCGCGGGUCUCCACGCGGCGCAGACCGACGGGCGCGGCAACUUCGACGUGGCCGUGCCAGGAGCGUCAGCCUCGCCGUGCGCGGCGAGGGUCCUCGGCGCCACGGAGCAGCUCUGCGCGCCGCAGGGGCUCACGGUCUCGCGCGUCGUCCCGGCCCGGGCGCCUGGCCCCACCGCCGCCGCCGCCUCCUCGUAUGUCUUGGGCUCCCGCCUCGCCUUCUUCACAAGGUGCGCCGCAGCUAGCGGCAGCUCCGCUAUCGCGACGACCAUGGCAGCCGACCGUGACCGUGACCACCAAGGGAACGCCCCGCGGGAGCCGGAGCUGAGGCCGACGCCCCCGGCGGUGCAGACGCCGGCGUGGCCUCCGCCGUUCGCUGGGUGGAGGCAACAGCCCUUGAACGUGAACGCUGCCGUGUCCAAAGUACUAGUAUAG